AUGGGAACUAAAAAGGGCUCCGUUCUUCCCUAUCGCAGGGGUUCUGGGUCCUCCGAAGCGGACUUCUUCGACAUCCCCGACGAGCCAUGCCUUGCCAUCGUGAAACGACAACUACGACGUAUUCGAACCUGGAUCAUUUUCCUAGUGCUUGUCCUUCUGAUCCUUUGGUUCCGCCGUGAACCGGCACCGCCGCCGCCAGUUUCGCACCUCGAUUAUGAUACAGUAGAUUGGUCGCGCUACGCGUAUAGCCAAUAUGCGACAUCGAGCGCAUAUCUCUGCAAUGCCGUGAUGGUAUUCGAGGCACUGGAUCGUCUGGGCAGUCGAGCUGAAAGGGUCCUUUUUUAUCCAGAAGGUUGGGAUUUGUACGUCUCCGAUAACCGGGACAGAGAUAGUCAACUAUUGCAGCUCGCCAAGGAGAAGUACAAGGUGGUCCUGGUGCCGAUUGACCCGAGUAUCAUUAAACCGGGAGAAGGUUCAGGCGAAUCCUGGGACAAGAGCAUCACGAAAUUACUUGCUUUUGGCGAGACAGAAUACGACCGCUUGAUCCAUCUUGACUCCGACGUAACGGUACUUCAGGAAAUGGACGAGCUUUUCUUCCUUCCUCCGACAAAAGCGGCGAUGCCGCGGGCCUACUGGACACUUCCUGAGACAAAACAGCUAUCGUCCUUGCUGGUCGUAAUUGAGCCUUCUUACCGAGAGUUCACUGCUCUGAUGGAAAGGGCGCAACCAGCUCUCUACGGUCAGGUGGAUACCAGCCUUGACAACGAUACUCAGCGGUAUGAUAUGGAGCUUUUGAACAGCCGAUAUGGCGAUUCGGCCCUUGUGCUUCCGCAUCGGCAGUACGGGUUGAUCACCGGGGAAUUCCGAAAGAAAGAUCACAGAUACUUUCUCGGAAACGAUUACGAGACCUGGGACCCCGACAAAGUCUUGGCCGAAGCCAAACUUGUACACUUUUCAGACUGGCCGCUACCUAAGCCUUGGGUUAUGUGGCCGCAAAAACUGCUGGCUGAAUUAUUGCCAAAGUGUGAUUUUAAGCCCGGCACGUCCCAGGAGAAGGGGUGUCGGGACCGGGAGGUUUGGAAAUCACUUUACCAAGAUUUCCGUCAGAGACGAAAGGUUUCUAAUCCCACAUCGGCAUUGACGAAAAGAGAGCUCCUGCUAACACUUGGUCUUCUGGGCAACUCGUCCUACAGAGCAUCACACAGCAUGAUCAUUGACUUUGAAGUCGAUAUCACUGCGCUGCAUGGCAAUUAG
Aspergillus clavatus NRRL 1 is the source of this 1254-nucleotide messenger RNA. Its product is annotated as glycosyltransferase family 8 protein. The transcript is spliced from 3 exons. NCBI's taxonomy places the organism in Eukaryota, Fungi, Ascomycota, Eurotiomycetes, Eurotiales, Aspergillaceae. Bases 1 to 1254 code for a protein of 417 amino acids. The record is from RefSeq and is a predicted model, not a curated record. Gene Ontology annotation, molecular function: glycosyltransferase activity.